Molecule: messenger RNA, 821 nt
Organism: Cornus florida
Lineage: Eukaryota; Viridiplantae; Streptophyta; Magnoliopsida; Cornales; Cornaceae
Product: major allergen Pru ar 1-like
Exons: 1
Coding region: 139-621 (160 amino acids)
Biological process (GO): defense response; abscisic acid-activated signaling pathway
Cellular component (GO): cytoplasm; nucleus
Molecular function (GO): protein phosphatase inhibitor activity; abscisic acid binding; signaling receptor activity
Source: RefSeq, a predicted model, not a curated record
ACCAGCCAAACUUUAAGCUCAGUCUAUAAAUACCAACUUGAGGUCUCUCAUUUCCCUCACCCCAAAACCUCUCUACAAGCCAAUUAAUCAAUCCUUGAUACUUUAUUUCUCUUCUUCCUUCACUCAAAUUUCAAUAUCAUGGGUGUUAUCAGUUAUGAUAUGGAGGUUACCUCUUCAAUCCCGGCAGCCAAGAUGUUCAAGGCUUUUGUCCUUGACGCUGACAACCUCAUUCCCAAGAUCUUGCCACAAGCAAUUAAGAGUGUUGAAAUUAUCCAAGGUGAUGGAGGAGUCGGGACUGUGAAGGUCAUCUCUUUUGGCGAAGGCAGCCAAUUCAAUAGCGUCAAACACCAAGUUGAUGGGCUUGACAAAGAGAACUUUGUCUAUAGUUAUAGCAUCAUCGAAGGUGAUGCCCUGAUGGGUGUACUUGAAAAAAUCUCUUACGAGAUCAAGAUCGAAGCUUCGUCUGAUGGAGGAUCGGUAUGCAAGAACAGUAGCAAAUACCACACCAAAGGUGAAGUUGGGAUCACAGAGGACCAAAUCAAGGGUGGCAAAGAAAAGGCUUUGGGAAUGUUCAAGGCUGUUGAGGCAUAUCUCUUGGCAAAUCCUGAUGCCUACAACUAAAUACAACUUAAUCUGUGUACUGAGAUAUACGGUUUCAUGGGCGUGCCUUUGUAUUGUUACUUAUAGGUGUGGUUUUCUAUUAGUUGUGGCUUACAAAAACUGCCUUCGGCUUUAAAUAAGGGGAAUAAACUCCAUUAAGAUUGCUAUCAAGAAGUUGUUUGUACUAUUUUAUAAGAUUGAAAAAUUCAUGUUUUUCGAGA